Messenger RNA from Anisakis simplex (herring worm), 111 nucleotides. Lineage: Eukaryota; Metazoa; Nematoda; Chromadorea; Rhabditida; Anisakidae. The record is from the annotation of a GenBank genome assembly.
AUGAAUUUGAGUACGACGAACGCAUUUCACCUGGCCACACCAAGUCAUUCCAGCUCGUCGGCUGCCUCGUCGUCUUCGUCAGCUACCGUAAUCAAAGAAGAGGUUCGUUGA